AUGGCUGCACGAUCUUAUCAGCGCCUGGGCCUACUAGUGGCAACGGGGUUUCUGGUAUUUUUGUCACUGGUGUUCCUGGAGACCAGUCUCGUUGGUGAUGCAGAGAAGCAGCUCAACCAGCUCCUGGGGCGCCAGUCCAAGACGCUGAAUGAUGCAGUCAACGAAUAUCGCCGACGUUACAGCAUGAACCCGCCGCCGCACUUCGACAAAUGGUUUGAAUACGCUCAGUCGAAGGGCGUUGAGCUAAUUGACGAGUACGACACUAUCUAUCAUUCUUUGCUGCCCUUUUGGGGUCUUUCGCCCCAAACUAUUCGCGCCCGCGCCCGCGAGGCUCUUGGAGGUGGUAACGGCCUGUAUGGAGUCCUUGUCAGAAAUGGAAAGGUAUCGUUGAUUGAGGGACUCGGGGAAGAUGACUGGCGAAGGCCGGCCACACAAGGCAUGCUCAAGGAUUUCAUCCAGUAUUUGCCCGACAUGGAUUUAGCAUUUAAUGUCCAUGACGAACCACGAGUCAUCUUGCCCAAUGAUGAUCUCCAACGACUUGUUUCGAUAGCAAAAGACCAUGCCAUCCCACGUGCUUUCGCGACACAAUCGGCUGUCAACGCAUGGUCAGCUCGACCACGCGACGUCAACAAAGGGGACCGCAUCGAGGGUGUGCGCACCACUCGUUUCAAUACGAUAUCUCGCCAGCCGGCCUGGAUUGAAUCGAGAAUGUCGUGCCCUGCCGACAGUCCUGUUCGAUCCCUCGACGAGAACCCACCAGACGACACUUCAGGGUACGCGCAUACAGAGCUCGGUUUCAUCCACAACACGACGGCUUUUUCGGAUGUGUGCAACACGCCUUCCUUACGGGAUACGUUUGCGUUCUUUGAACGGCCCAAUACCUUUGACGUUGUCCAUGACCUCUUCCCGAUUUUCUCUCAAAGCAAGGUUUCUACGUUCCAGGAUAUUUUGUACCCCAGCCCCUGGUACUGGGAUAAGAGGGUGGAAUAUGUCCCGUCGGAGGAUUUUAGCUGGGAAGAAAAGAUUACCAAAUUAUAUUGGAGAGGCUCGACAACUGGUGGGUGGUCGGUAAACGGGGGUUGGCGGCGACAGCAUCGACAAGUAAUGGUCGGAAACAUCAACUCUUUGGGUAAGGUCAAAGUCCUUGCCAAAAAUGACGAUGGGCAAUGGGAAUCUAAAGAGGUUGAUCGCCGCAACUACCACGAUCUCUUUGAUGUUCACUUCACCUUUAUUCAACAAUGUGACGGGCAUGACUGCGCCGCCCAAGAAGAGUUCUUCGAUUUGACACCACAGCAAGAGCAGAAAGGGGCUUGGUCUUACAAGUAUCUCGUUGAUGUUGACGGAAACGCCUUUAGCGGGCGGUAUCACGCAUUUCUCGAAAGCAACAGCUUAGUAUUCAAAGUUUCUAUGUUCCGAGAAUGGCACGAUGAGAGACUCAAACCCUGGCUUCAUUACAUACCAAUGAGCCUGAAAGGACACGAAUUCGUCGAGACCAUGCGCUACUUUAUUUCGGAAGAAGAAGCUCGCAAUCGGUUUUGGGACUUAUCGAAAAGGUGGUCGGCUUUCUCUCAUCAAAUUCACACUUUACGAAAUGGUUUCAAAUUUCACUACGUCUGCAAUGAACCUGAUUCCGCCACCCGUCCCGCCAAACCCUUGGUUAUCUUCAUCCACGGGUUCCCUGACAGCUGGGCACUAUGGCGUCAUAUUCUCAAUGUAGAGUCUCUCCAGGGUACAGCUACUCUGGUUGCCGUUGAUCUACCAGGUUUUGGUGGUUCCGAUAGUAUGGAUCGGUAUUCCGCCACCGCGGUUCUAGAGAACCUUACCGAAUUUAUACUUGCUAUGAGAACAAAGUAUGGCAUCGAUAGCGAUGGGGCCACCAAUGAGCAAAAAACUGUUAUUGUUGGGCAUGACUGGGGCUGUUUACUUUCCAUGCGACUGGCUGCCGAUGCCCCUGAACUGGCCAACAGGUUCAUUGUAACCAACGCACCAAUUGUUUCCCUGGUGUUUUCUAAUAUUCGUCGUCGGCUGGCGUCCUCCUUGAAAAUGCUCAAAUCAUUUAUACGCGCACCAAUCCGCGAGCGUUCACUAUUGUUCAAUGCCGUAAAGUCUCUGACUCCUGUUAUUCGUCAAGUAUGGAGCUCGGGAUACGUUGCUGUCUUCCAGCUGCCUCCUGCUCUGGUCAGUUACGUUGGCACUGGAGGAAAUCAAUCGUUUUUGAAGUACGCACAUAAAACGUCCUACGGAAAACAGGACUUUUCUAUUGUCGACGCUGCAGAGUGCAUGGCUAGUUCAAGUGGCCCGUCAAUUCAUGAAAGCAAGACACGAACGGCCGAGGGCAAAGGGUAUGCUGAAACUGCGAUCACCAGGCGAGCCGUCUCUAAUUUCUUUGAAAUGUGCCGCUACUACCGCGAAGGUACCGCUGUUGCCCGGUGGCAGAAAUCAGUUGAGACCAUAGCAGGCCUGCACGAAAUUGCGCAAGCAACUGGAAUCCGGCGCACUAGCAGUGGGGCCGGGCUAUUCGAUGAGGGACCGCGAGGAGCUCUCAAAGCUAGGGCUACCAUCGUCUGGGGCCAGAAAGAUCAUGCGCUCGUUCGGCAGCUGUGUCUGGACGGCAUCUCGGACUACCUUACCAAGGGCAGUCAGGUCAUUGAGCUUCCAAAUAGUGCGCACUGGACUCCGUUGGAGCGGGAGGGUCAGGUUGCAUUGACCAAGGCGGUUGAGUGGGCUGUGAAAGGUGAACAGGAUGACAUUGGGGCGGUCAUUGGGGCUUGCUGUCCAGGAGCAACGGCCGUUUACGAUGUGCUCAUUCCCGUCUAUCGAAUGACGAACCACACCCCAGCGAACCUGUGGCUCAUGGAACGCCCAGAUUUAAUAGCCACCUUUACCAAGAUUGAACUAUGGCGACAAACACAGUUCGAGCGCAUUGUAUACAUUGAUUCUGAUGUGGUAGCCGUCAGAGCUCCGGAUGAGCUUCUGGAACUGGACGUAGAUUUCGCCGCUGCUCCGGACGUCGGCUGGCCCGAUUGCUUCAACAGCGGCGUUAUGGUAUUGCGACCCAACAUUCAGGAUUACUUUGCGCUGAAAGCGCUUGCGGAAAGAGGCAUCAGCUUUGACGGCGCCGACCAGGGGUUACUGAACAUGCACUUUCGCGACUGGCAUCGGCUCAGCUUUACCUACAACUGUACACCCAGCGCGAAUUAUCAAUAUAUCCCAGCUUAUAGACAUUUUCAGAGUACGAUCAGUUUGGUGCAUUUUAUUGGAUCUCAGAAACCUUGGAAUAUGUCGAGACAAGUGACUCCUUUCGAUUCGCCUUUUAACCAAUUACUGGGAAGGUGGUGGACUAUUUACGAUGGACAUUACUACCCUAUAGCUACCUAUUCUGAGCAGGCAUCAGUUGCUGCAAUAUCAGUACCUCAAACCGACUUAUCAUCAAGUCCGCCGCUAGAAUACCACACGCGCGAACAAGCUUCAACAGCGACUGCCCAACUGUCUUAUCUUCCAAAGCCAGAUGAUGUGGCAUUGUCUGCUGAACGGCCACCAGAUCGACAUAACGAACAACCUGUCAUCAGUGUUGUUCCACAAUAUGUCCGGGGAGAAGAGCAUGUAAAGACGUAUAUACAGCAGCACCAUCAAGCUCAAACCCAUCGUUUUACACAACCUACUCCAACACAAGGACCCAGUGUAUCCUUGCAGCCAGUUCACCCAUUGGGCCAUGGCAAUUCUCAUCAUCCUUAUCCGCAAGCAUCCAUCGAGACACAACGCACACCAUCACCUCAACCACCACCACAAGAGCAACCGACAUUUGAGGCGCCUCAGGCGGAAUGGGAUGCGUCUCGGGAACCGCCUCCUCUAUAUUCAAAACCUGAGGGAAUCGCAUUAGAGACAAAGACAUACACCAUGUCAGAUGACCAUCAGCUUUUCCAGCCACCAGCAUCCUAUCCAGAAGCCCCCAAAAACAUGUAUUAUCAAGUCCCGCCUGUGAAACCGGAGCCAAAGAAAAUCACCCAGAUAUUCCCGUGGGAGCAGAACGCACCAAAGCCCACAAGAGUGUUUGCUGAAGAGCAGCCCCAAACUCAACGCUUGCCGUCUCCAGUAUCCAUCAAAGAAGACUCCAGAACGACUCAAUCCUCUCACCAGACAUCCUGGACAUCCGAUGUACCCAGCCUACCUAGUGAAUCAUGGGACACCUACUCACGGUCCAACGCCUGGGAUGAAGUGCCAGAAAUUCAACAGUACAUUCAGUCCAUCCAAGGACCCCGCAAGGGCAGCAUCCAGGUCCUCUCAGGCGGCCCCGAUCAACAAAAGGCCGAAACGGCAAUAGCAAACCAGCAACCCGGCCCCAAUAUCGGCACUCGAAUAACCGAUUUCCCCAGCGAAAUCGAACGCCCCAGCCUACCUGUCACGCCGGCGCCCAUCCACCGGGCUCCAGCAACAGGCAGCCCCGACGAAUUCACAACAGAGCAACUCCCCGCCGCAGAAGGCGUGCCAAGCCAGGAGGACUGGGUGGGUCUCACGGUUGAUAAUCCUUCAGUCCGUCUCGAGCGGUUGCGCCGGCGGCAGAACGGCGGCUUGGACAGUUCAGAUUCGCUGGCUGAGCGACUUACUUGGGCUCUCGGAGAUAGGGGUGGUGGGCGCACGGGAGAGGAAGAGUCACAAUCGCACUCGUGCGAUUUCGGACCAGAUCCAGAUUGA
Molecule: messenger RNA, 4692 nt
Organism: Aspergillus versicolor CBS 583.65
Lineage: Eukaryota; Fungi; Ascomycota; Eurotiomycetes; Eurotiales; Aspergillaceae
Exons: 8
Coding region: 1-4692 (1563 amino acids)
Cellular component (GO): cytoplasm
Molecular function (GO): glycosyltransferase activity
Source: RefSeq, a predicted model, not a curated record